ACAGUGAGGUGUCUGCGAACGGCAGUCGGCAUUGGUUCGGCUGGGAGAGGGAGUUGCAGCUUCAGUACCAUAUUGCAAUCUCACUACAGUACGGAGAGUGGCGAGGAGGCUGCUGCUUCAUUUUGCUGCCGGUGCCGCCUUUGUAUUAAGGAACACUAUUACACAUCGGUCUACAGAGGGGAAGGAGACAUUUAUCACCGAUUGCAAAAGGGGAACCAAAAAAACAUGUACCUUAAAGGAGGCGUGCUGUUGACGCUCCUAGCAGCUUUACAGGUCUCCGCUGAGGGUGGUGGAGCCCAGCGGUGUGAGCCUGGAUUUUCGGAAGAAGUGUACCACGCCGAAAUCUCCCAGAGCCUCACUGAGGGGCAAGCCCUUCUAAAUGUGAGAUUUGUUGACUGCGGCAAUGGCGCCCGACUGCAGUACCGGAGCAGUGACCCGGCAGACUUCAGGAUAGGGGAUGAUGGAGUGCUCUACGCCGCCAGAACGUUCCGGGUCCCCGGCGAGCAGACGCUGCUGCUGGUGGUCAGGGCCAAGGAUGAGGACUCUCGGGAGCACUGGAAAACGCGCGUCAGUCUGACCCCGGUACCCAGCAAAGCACCGCAGGGGAAGGAGUCUGAGGGCCCUCAGCAGGUCGAGGAGAUCCUGUUCCCGCCACACCACAGCGAUGGCGGCUCCCUGCUGAAGCGCGUCAGGAGAGACUGGGUCAUUCCCGCCAUCAACGUGCCCGAAAACUCCCGAGGCCCCUUCCCGCAGGAGCUGGUCAGGAUCAGGUCGGACCGCGAUAAGAACCGCCUCCUUCGCUACAGCGUGACAGGGCCCGGUGCUGACCAGCCUCCCACCGGCAUUUUCAUCAUUAAUCCCAUUUCAGGACAGCUGUCUGUGACUAAGCCUCUGGACCGCGAGCAGAUAUCCAACUUCCAUCUACGGGCCCACGCUGUGGAUCUGAACGGAAACCAGGUGGAGAACCCCAUCGACAUCGUGGUGAACGUCAUCGACAUGAACGACAACCGGCCCGAGUUCAUCCAUCAGACCUGGAACGGGUCGGUUCCAGAGGGAUCGAAGCCAGGAUCGUACGUAAUGACCGUCACGUCGCUGGACAAGGACGACCCCGCCACCUCCAACGGGAUUCUGCGGUACAGGAUCCUGUCCCAGAAUCCCGAGAGCCCGACGUCGAACAUGUUCACCAUAAACAACAAGACCGGAGGCAUCAUAACCGUGGCCGCCGGGCUGGACCGCGAGAAAGUACAGCGGUACACUUUAAUAAUUCAGGCGACUGACAUGGAGGGAAACCCAACAUAUGGGCUCUCCAACACCGCCACUGCUGUCAUCCGAGUCACAGAUGUCAAUGACAACCCUCCAGAGUUCACCACCGACACCUUCUAUGGGGAGGUGGCAGAGAAUAGGAUAAAUGUGAUCGUUGCCAACUUGACGGUGACUGAUAAGGACCAGCCCAACACUAUGAUGUGGAAUGCAGUGUAUAAGAUUACUGGAGGGGAUGCCUUGGGCAUGUUCAGCGUCCCUACCGACCCCAGCACUAACGAGGGCCUCGUUACCGUUGUCAAGCCUAUUGACUAUGAGAUGAGUAGGACAUUUGAGCUAACUGUGGUGGCGGAGAACGAACUGCCCCUGGUCAGAGGAAUUCAUCUCCCUCCUCAGUCAACUGCGACCGUCUCCAUUAAAGUUAUCGAUGUGAACGAGAGUCCCGAUUUCCACCCCAACCCCAAAACUCUCAGGAUGGAAGAGGGGGUGGCGCCUCAAACCAUUUUGACAGCCUACACUGCCCAAGAUCCUGACCGCUUCAUGGAUCAAACAAUAAGAUACUCGAAGCUUUACGAUCCUGCAAACUGGCUGAAAAUCGACCCGAUAAAUGGCCGAAUAACGACAAUCGCCGUGCUGGACCGAGAGUCGCCGUACGUGAACAACGAUAUGUACAACGUUACCUUCCUGGCCUCGGACAACGGGAUCCCCCCCGCCAGUGGGACGGGCACUAUGCAGAUCUUCCUGAUGGACAUCAACGACAACGCGCCCCACAUCCAGCCGCAGGAGACCAAGAUCUGCGAGAAGCCCGAACCCAACGCCAUCAACAUCACCGCCCAGGACCAGGACCUGAGCCGCAACGCCGGCCCGUUCGCCUUCGAGCUGCCCUCGGCCGUCCGCAAGAACUGGAGCCUCACCCGCAUCAGCAGCGACUACGCCCAGCUGGGGCUGAAGAUCAGCUUCCUGGAGAGCGGGAUCUACGACAUCCCGGUGGUGAUCACGGACUCCGGGAACCCGCCGCUGUCCAACACCUCGUACCUGCGGGUGAAGGUGUGCCAGUGCGACCGCAGCGGGGAGUGCACCCACGUGCAGCGCAUCAUCGCCGCCGGGCUGGGCACGGGCGCCAUCAUCGCCAUCCUGCUCUGCAUCAUCAUCCUCCUGAUCCUGGUGCUGCUGUUCGUGGUGUGGAUGAAGAGGAGGGAUAAGGAGCGCCAGGCCAAGCAGCUGCUGAUCGACCCCGAGGACGACGUGCGAGACAACAUCCUGAAGUACGACGAGGAGGGGGGCGGAGAGGAGGACCAGGAUUACGACCUGAGCCAGCUCCAGCAGCCCGACACGGUGGAGCCCGACGCCAUCAAGCCCGUGGGAAUCCGGCGUAUGGACGAGCGACCCAUCCACCCCGAGCCGCAGUACCCCCUGAGAUCGGCCGCGCCCCACCCGGGGGACAUCGGCGACUUCAUCAACGAGGGACUGAAGGCGGCGGACAACGACCCCACGGCUCCCCCCUACGACUCCCUGCUGGUGUUCGACUACGAGGGCAGCGGCUCCACCGCCGGCUCCCUGAGCUCGCUCAACUCCUCCAGCAGCGGGGGCGACCAGGACUACGAUUACCUCAACGACUGGGGCCCGCGCUUCAGGAAGCUGGCAGACAUGUACGGCGGGAGUGACGACUAA
Conger conger (European conger) is the source of this 2931-nucleotide messenger RNA. Its product is annotated as cadherin-2-like. Gene Ontology annotation, biological process: brain development; homophilic cell-cell adhesion; calcium-dependent cell-cell adhesion. Gene Ontology annotation, cellular component: catenin complex; apical part of cell; lamellipodium. The record is from RefSeq and is a predicted model, not a curated record. Gene Ontology annotation, molecular function: calcium ion binding; cadherin binding. The transcript is spliced from 16 exons. NCBI's taxonomy places the organism in Eukaryota, Metazoa, Chordata, Actinopteri, Anguilliformes, Congridae. Bases 226 to 2931 code for a protein of 901 amino acids.